Rhipicephalus sanguineus (brown dog tick) is the source of this 648-nucleotide messenger RNA. Its product is annotated as degenerin mec-10-like. The coding region runs from base 1 to 648 and encodes 215 amino acids. The record is from RefSeq and is a predicted model, not a curated record. The transcript is spliced from 7 exons. Lineage: Eukaryota; Metazoa; Arthropoda; Arachnida; Ixodida; Ixodidae. Gene Ontology annotation, cellular component: membrane. Gene Ontology annotation, biological process: sodium ion transmembrane transport. Gene Ontology annotation, molecular function: ligand-gated sodium channel activity.
AUGAAGAGGCGCCUGGACUCCCGGUACGGCAACUGCUUCUGCCUCAACUGGCAUGGGCAGGAACAACACAACGCCUCCAUCUUCAACUACCACACCAUCUCGGCGCCGAAUGCCGGCCUGACACUAACGCUCGACGUACAGCCACAAGAGUAUCUGCCGACCAGCACUGCGAUGGGUUUCUUGGUCAUGGUGCACGGACGCGGCUUCAGAGCGGACCCGUGCGCCGACUCCGUCUUCGCACAGCCUGGUUACAUCACGUACGUCGGCCUGAUACAGGGAAGGCGCACGGCACUUCCAGAGCCAUAUCAGCCUCCUUGCAGAGACACCUGGCCCAGCAGGCUUAAGUACUACCUGCAGAACACCACGCGGUACACUCGCGAGGACUGUUUGAAAAUAUGCCACCAAGAGAUGAUCCGGUCCAAAUGCAAGUGCGAGUCCCAAAAUUUGCCCUUCUCUUCACGAGAAGACCGCCUGAAGACGCCCGUCUGUGGAGACAAACACCGGGAUUGCAUCCGUCAAGUUCGUGCUAUCAUGGACCUGCCGUAUGUGCAACGAUACUGCCGCUGUUUCCGGUCCUGCAUUGAUGUCGACCACUACAAGGAACUGUCCUUCGCCGCCAUGCCUCAGGUAAAUAUGUCAAAAGACUAA